AUGUUAGGUGUUGUUAAGCUUUACUCCUUUGUCAAAGUACUGGAGGACGACUGGCAUGCAGUCAUGCAUGGAAUCCCCGUCAGCUAUGGAUCACAAAAGACGAAGGAUGUAGGCCUCUCGAUGGGAUUAGCACCUAAACGUAAGCGGAACCAUGAGCCACCAAACGAUGGCCGACCACCUGAUACGACAGACGCAAUGACAAAGCCAGAUAAGAAACGAAUCAAAAUGGGCCGACCACUGAAUUCAAAGAACUUCGAAAAGGGCCAAUGGUCCAGCUACGCAUCUUACCACGCAAUCACUAAAAAUCCAUCAAAGUCCAAUCAAUGUUGGAUGGUGGCCGCCAUGGAAAGUCUCUAUGCUCUUUUCAGCCCCUUGUGGCUUCGUGGCAUCAACGGCACUGGAAACGACCUCUUCACCAUCUUAGUUCAGCAUUUCAAUUCUCGAGUCACCUACGAACUCACGCUUAAAGGAAUCAUCCGCUCCACACUCACUCGCAAUCAGUCUAAGCUGUUUGAGGCCGCAAGUUUGAAAUACCCGGGUCAAUUUCUCCCAGGAGCUUUUGCGUCGUGCGACUUCUUCCUUGAGCUCUUUCAACUCAACGAACACCGUGAAUUCACAUGUGAAGCCAAACGUCAAGACAAGCAAUCACAUCCUAAUCGACAGGACCGAUUAAUUUAUGUCUUGACCGUCAGGACCCCCAUGUUUGGCGAAAACCGAAUCCCUUACAGCAAUGUCCAGAAGCUCAUCCAGAUGUGGCAAACCACUGGAGUUCAAACUCUCUCUGGAAUCGUGUGCAAAGAGUGCUGCACAUCUAACACCUCCCAGCCUUCGGAACCAAAUAAGAACCGUCGAAUUAAAAAGGUGGAUUUGCAGAUAGCAGUCGUCGAACCACUACCAGAACCCUCACAAGCGAAUCUCCACUAUCUUAUCGAUACCUCGUUCCUCACUUUUAAGCAAAGUCCCCCACCACUUCACCUCUAUUUCCACCUUGACGUGACCACAACCAGUGAUAGUCACACUAGGCGAGACUUUGUGGAUAGUACAAAUUGGCCUUUCCACUUAUCUGUUGGGGGGAGUACUUACACCUUGUUCGCCCGAGGAUACUAUUCUGGGAACCAUUACUGGUGCAAAGUCCUGCGUAGUGCUGUAGGUACCAUUGGGAUAUGGCUGCACAAUGAUGCGGAAAAUGAUGGAUACGCUCGUCUGAUCAGCCACGUUCCCAGUUCUAUUGCUGGCCCAUCCCCCUCCACGAGCUGA
Molecule: messenger RNA, 1257 nt
Organism: Puccinia graminis f. sp. tritici CRL 75-36-700-3
Lineage: Eukaryota; Fungi; Basidiomycota; Pucciniomycetes; Pucciniales; Pucciniaceae
Exons: 2
Coding region: 1-1257 (418 amino acids)
Source: RefSeq, a predicted model, not a curated record